AUGGACAGCAGGGACAGCAGGGCGCUGGGCCAGCUGGCAGCAGGGGCGUGGCCCCAGCACCCCACCGAAAAGCCGAAGGCGGCUCCGGGCGCGCGGCCGGGCCCAGCACGGCCCUCACCCUCCCGGGCCGCCCUGGGGUCCGGAGGGCGGAGGGUCUCCCGGGAGCUACCGUCCCCCUUGCCGGGCGGUGCGGGCCGCCGCCGGCCCCGCCGCCGCACGCCAGGCCCGGGACGGUCCGGGAAACCAAGGGAAGCCUCCGGGAGCGGAACGACCCCGGCGAGGCCCGGCGCGGGGAGGCCGAGGCGGCCUCGCGGGGGCACCGCCCCGCCCCCUCCCCGCCCGGCGGCGGCCCGGCCACCCGGGCGCCCCUCCCGCGCCGGGCCGGAGCGGCGGGCCCCACCGAGCCCUCCCACUUCCACCCGGGCCCCGCGGGCCGGCGGGGCGCGGCCCCCACCCCCGCCCGGCGCCCGCGGCCCUGCCCGGGCCUGCCCGGCGCGGCGAUCGCCCGCUGCCGCGGUCCGAGCCCGCGCGGCCCGGCGGCCCGGCCCGGCCCGCGCACCGCAGGACCCGCCCCGCGGGGCCCCGCAAACUUUCUCUCUCGCCUCGGGGCGGGGGCAGCGCCGCCCCCGUCGCGCCGCCCGGCAGCGAUGCCCCGCGGCGGGCCGGGCGGAGGGGGAGGCCGGGCCGCCCGCGUCCGGGCCUGGGGCCGCGGUCCGACCUGGCCGCGGGGACGCGGCGGCCGCGCCCGGACGCGGGCGGGCGCCCGGCCGGCGCCGCAGGGACACGCGGGCCGCGGACGCGCGCGCCGCAGUCCCCCGCGCACGCCCCCCGCGCGCCCGGCGCCCCGAGCCGCCCGCCCCGCCCGCGCGCCCGCCCCGGACCCGCGUCCGCGCCCCGACCCCUCGCGGCCGCGCGGCCCGGCCUCCCGGGGACCCCGGCCCCCCGCACCCGCGCGACGCCGCGGGGAAAGUUGCGCCCCGACUCACCCGCCGCCCCGGGGCGCGCCCCGCCGCCGGCCAUCGCCGCGCCCCGCCGCCCGCCGCGCCGCCCGCCCGCCGCAGGCCCGCCGAAGCCGCGCAGGCCGCCGCCGCCGCCGCCGCCGCCGCCGCCGCCGCGCCCGGGCUCCGCUGCGCCGUCGCGCUGCCGCUGCCCAGCAUGAAUGGGGCGCCGAGCGCCGCGCGGCUGCAGACCGGCCUCGCUCUCGCCGCCCGCGGAGCGCCGCGCCGCGCGCAUGCGCCGCCCGAGGGCGCCGGGCACUGCGACCCCCAAGGCGGGCGGCGGCCUCCGCACCCGGGGCUGGGAGGCCGAUGGGAGGCCUGCGCGGGACGAGGCCGCCGCCCGGUGCUGCCGGGCCGCGCUCCUGGUUACGUCUGCGGGCCGGGCGGCGCGGGCCGCGGGGCCCCGGGGUGCGGGUGCCGGGGUGCGCGGGCCGCGGCCCGCUGGGGCCCCGGGGUGCGGGUGCCGGGGUGCGCGGGCCGCGGCCCGCUGGGGCCCCGGGGUGCGGGGCUGCGGGGCGAGCAGCCGGAGGCGCGUGACGGACCCGGGCUGCGCUUCCCUCCGCGGGCAGCGGGGCGCAGAGCCGCGCCCGAGACGCCCCGGGCCCCGCGCCCGGCCGCCGCCGCCUCCUUAGGCGGCUCCUUCCCGGCGUUCCGGGGCUGGCGUCCGCCCGCCCCGCACCACGCGCCCCGCACCGCGCGAGCCUUUGUGCGGCUCGGUUCCGGCCGUGAUGGAAACGGGGUCACGCACGUGCGCCCGAUGCGGGGCGCGGCGCCGCCCUCCGCGUGCGGCCCUCCGCCCUUCCCCGGCUGCCCGCGAGCGAGGCCCGGGCGCCGCCGUGGGAGGAAGGCCGCGCUGGCCCGGCCCGGCCGCCCCUGCGGCCCCGGGCUGUGCGGCUUUCGGCCGGGAGGGCGCAGGACCAGGACCAUCAGAACCCAGCACAGCCACCUUGUCCCUCGCUCGCCACCUCCACCUGUGACUGUGCACAGCACCGAAGGCAGCAACACAGCUGCUUCCCCACGGGGUCUGCCCCUCCCCCAGUGCCAUGGGAAGGGCUCGCAGGGCCUCAUCCUGGGGCUGACAGCCGCACAGCGAGACCGACGGAAGGAAGGAGCUCUGCGAUUUUCUCAGCACCCAGAAGGGAAGCUCCCCAAAGCCAAGGACCUCAUCUCUGUUAUCAGGGGCACAGCUUGUGACACGAAGAGCGCUGAGGGUUUGCGGGUGCACCUGCUACCUGUGGACACGUGCCGGGUUGCCCUAGAUUGCGGCUGGUGGGGCCUGUGA
Messenger RNA from Dipodomys spectabilis (banner-tailed kangaroo rat), 2280 nucleotides. Its product is annotated as basic proline-rich protein-like. The transcript is spliced from 6 exons. Lineage: Eukaryota; Metazoa; Chordata; Mammalia; Rodentia; Heteromyidae. The record is from RefSeq and is a predicted model, not a curated record. Bases 1 to 2280 code for a protein of 759 amino acids.